Somion occarium is the source of this 1574-nucleotide messenger RNA. Lineage: Eukaryota; Fungi; Basidiomycota; Agaricomycetes; Polyporales; Cerrenaceae. The record is from the annotation of a GenBank genome assembly.
UUGCUAUGUUUCUUCCGCUGCUGAUGGCAUGAAUUUCCCUGUUUAUUGUCGGCUGAUCCCCUCAUCCUCACACAUGUUAACGUAUCCUUACCGUAGCCGUGUUUAUAAUCGUGGCUUAGAUGUUCUCUUUGUCUCUGUGGAGCGUUGGCUGAUCCACCCAGCCUAGUUGCCAUGAUUCUUCAGUCGCAGUGCCCUCUCUUCUAUUGCUCGUAUAACGUAGAAGAGGAGUCUCAUAAUGAGGGAUGGGAUUCUAACAUCCCAAUGCGCCUCAUGGUUGAAGAAGCCAGGCACUGUAGCAUUUGCCCCUUAUGAUGUCGCCGAUGUAUAAUUUCAAACUACUUUGCAUUACUUUCGCCAGAAGGAGAUGGAAUAUGCACACUUCCGUUCGCAAGGACAUUGUAACCACCGGAAUGCAAUGCAACUUUGCUGCGGGGCGAUGUCCGGAUAACAUGGCAGAUGACAACCAACCAGCCUCAAGUGAUACAGGGCUACAGAAAUCACACGAUCGUUGCUAUAUUUGGCCCUUUCAUCUGAUUCAGAGGUUCGGAUUUCAGUCAAAACAAUACACCCCUGAAUAGCAAGGUUUAUUUUUAUCCUCGUUCAUGACAUCAGAACCCUCCAGGUCGGCCGCAGUAGGCAUAUAAGAUGGCCCCAUUGCACUAGGGCUUCCUCAGUUUCGUACUCACCAACAUCUCCACACUACAACUUGCUCUCACUUUUCUAUUAUGGGUAUCUUCUCUGACGAUUCCAACGAGGCUCAGGCCUACAGCGAGGUCAGCAGAACCAGGUUCGUGAAUGUGGCCCUUAACCUCACGUCUUUACAGGUCCAAAACGCACCUCACAAGGCUGAACUCUCUCACGAGCUGAUCGCCGCUGCCGCUUCUUACGAGGCCGCAAAAGCAUACGAGAAGCACGUCCAGUCCAACGGCCAACCCGACAACCACGCCAAGGCCAAGGAACUCAUCGCUGGUUUCGCUGGCGCCUUCAUCGACCGUAUCGUUGAGACCAAAGGUCUUGAUUACGUCGACAAGGCGAAGGCUAAGCACCAUGGUAUGUCCGCGGUUCUACUUCUGAGGACCACUUAUUUAUUCAUAUCAUAUCUUAGCUACUGAGCGUGCAGGCAACUCCGAUGCCGUUGCCUCACAAUGGUAGAUAACGCGGGAUGAAGGAAUAAUUGUCUCACUGUAUGUCGAGCCGUGUAACAUAUACCUUGUUUCUCAGAUGGGAGAUAUCUGGACGAUUUGCCUUGAAUUAGCUCAGUAUGCGUGAGGAUGGAGUGAUCGAAUGGCGUUAUUGGUAGCUUCGGGAUACAUUAGCGUGAAUUUUCCCAAUCCAGUCUUGAUACCUGUCUUCGAUUGAACUCUGAUAGGACUUCCCACAGUUUCACCAUGGCACCGCUAACGUGACUAAAAUAGCUCGCUAUCUGCAUCAGAAUGGGCAGGGCGUACACAGAACCUUUGCGAAGCUGCGAAAGCAAUCUCCCAUACAUGCACAGAUUCAGGCUUGAGAGAAGUAGGAUAACACACGUGUCCAAGCAGUACAUCUGGUCAAUUGGAUUUACCCUUGCUGAGCCA